AUGGAUAACUUCCCCCCUCCCCCAACAGUCCUCAACGGUACAGCUUCACUUAGAGAAAAGUUCUGGAGUAUUGUGCACCCAGGGGGUGAAGAGGUCCUCAGGGAGCAAGCUGGGGGAGAUGCUACUGAGAACUUUGAAGAUGUCGGCCACUCCACAGAUGCAAGGACGCUGUCAGAGACAUUUAUUAUUGGGGAGCUUCAUCCGGAUGAUAGAGGAAAGCUUCAGAAACCAACAGAAACUCUUAUUACCACUGUGCAGUCUAGUUCCAGUUCAUGGUCCAACUGGGUGAUCCCAGCAAUAGCAGCAAUUAUUGUGGCCCUAAUGUAUCGUUCCUACAUGUCAGAGUAAGCACCUUAUGGAAAACUAAUGCAAGAAGAGACUGAUCUGAGAAAGCAUGUAAGCAAGCCUAACCCACUACGUUUCUGACAAAAGCCUGAUGUCCCAAGAAGAAUUCAACUUUUUCAGAAAACUGAACAAUUCUUUUCUGCUGUGCACUUUUCUUAAUGUUGCCUUCUUAUUUGCUGUUCUUAAGUGAUUAAAAAGGCAGCACUUGUAUAACAAUUUUAUUCUCUAAUUAAUUUUGAUAACUGAAAUUCGUUUCUGUGUGUUAGAAUACUUUGUCUGUAACACUGUGAUUCUGGUUAUUUCUAAUCUGUAAUGGGUUUGUAGGAUUUCUUUCUGUAUAUGAAUUUUACAGCUUUAAAUGACUACCAAAACUCUAUGUACAUUUGUCCAUGUACACAACUCCAUUUAACUUCAGAAUUUUUCUUCAAUGUAGUAUGUUUCAAUAAAUACUAAUUAAAAUAAGCACAAUGGAGAAAGCUGAGUGGAGUAAUAGGUAUAGGUGCCUGUAGGUAUAGGGCUGGUUAGGCCCUUAACUAAUCAGGCUAUAAUGAGCUGGUUUUCCUUCCUUUACACCUUUUCGUACAGUUGGUGUAGAUCUUUCUACUGGCAGACUGCUGCCAUUGGAAACAUUAAAAUAUUAAUAAUUGGGCCCAGUGUUUAGCCCAAUUAUGGCCUAAUGUCUAUUUUGUGAAAAGUAAUCUUUUUUGCAAAAAAAGGUAGAAAACAAGUGCUCUGAAUUCCACUACAAGUAAUGUAACUGCUACUAAAUAAUACUGUUCUUGCCAAGCACUCAGGUGACUCCAGAAUUUUUUUCUGGAACUUUUAGACUUGUAUGAGAUCUUCAGCUUUGUGAUGGUAUAUUGGAAAAACUGAUAUGAGAUCUCUUUCUGACUGUUCUGUGAUGUGCUCCUUGGUGCUUUACUAUGAUGAGAUGACUAUUUUCACUGCUAAAUACAAGGUAACUAAAAGUUUGCAUUUUGUGGUGAGCAUUUUAGUCAUGUGUAUGUGAUCAUGAAUAAAAAUUUAAUUACUUAG
Messenger RNA from Struthio camelus australis, 1380 nucleotides. NCBI's taxonomy places the organism in Eukaryota, Metazoa, Chordata, Aves, Struthioniformes, Struthionidae. The record is from RefSeq and is a predicted model, not a curated record.